AUGGCACCGACGAUGAAGUUACCAUGUAUCCCAGAAGAUGAAUUCGUCAUUUAUGGAGAUGUGUACGCAAGAGAAGGCUACGCCGACGAACUCGAACCACUGUGCCGCCUUCUGAUUCGACUGGUCGAGUCGGAGCCUGGGACGUUGGAAUAUGCCAUCUCGCGAGACCACGAUGAGCCGAACCACUUUUUCGUCUUUGAGCGGUAUAGCGGCAAGGAAGCAUUUGACAAACAUUGUGCCAGUCAAGAGUAUCAGAACCUGCUCAACUCGGGAGUCAUGGUCGGCCUACCACAGCCCAAGAUCUUGAAGCAAUUGAAGCCCAUUUAG
Molecule: messenger RNA, 327 nt
Organism: Cladophialophora psammophila CBS 110553
Lineage: Eukaryota; Fungi; Ascomycota; Eurotiomycetes; Chaetothyriales; Herpotrichiellaceae
Exons: 2
Coding region: 1-327 (108 amino acids)
Cellular component (GO): cytosol
Molecular function (GO): oxidoreductase activity
Source: RefSeq, a predicted model, not a curated record